Messenger RNA from Fonsecaea erecta, 546 nucleotides. RefSeq lists its product as hypothetical. Lineage: Eukaryota; Fungi; Ascomycota; Eurotiomycetes; Chaetothyriales; Herpotrichiellaceae. Gene Ontology annotation, biological process: protein folding. Bases 1 to 546 code for a protein of 181 amino acids. The transcript has 4 exons. Gene Ontology annotation, cellular component: microtubule cytoskeleton; cytoplasm. The record is from RefSeq and is a predicted model, not a curated record. Gene Ontology annotation, molecular function: GTPase activity; GTP binding.
AUGCUUUCCAUCCUUCGCAAAGCUCGGUUGAAGGAUAAGGAGAUGCGCAUCCUGAUGCUAGGACUCGACAACGCCGGAAAGACGACCAUCGUCAAAAAGAUUAUGAAUGAAGAUGUCAACACUGUCAGCCCGACGCUAGGCUUCAUUAUCAAGACUAUUGAUUUCCAGGGUUACAAACUCAAUAUCUGGGAUGUCGGGGGCCAGAAGACUAUAAGAUCAUACUGGAGAAACUAUUUUGAAAAGACCGACGCACUCAUCUGGGUAGUGGACGCAACAGACCGGCUGCGAAUGGAUGACUGCAAGAUGGAACUGAAGGGAUUGUUGCUCGAAGAGCGGUUAGCCGGAGCAAGUCUGUUGGUCUUCCUGAACAAGACCGACGUCGCAGGGGGGAUGACCAAGGAAGAAGUCACGCAGCUGCUUGACCUUGAGCGCAUCUUGACCCAUCGUUGGGUUGUCGUUCCUUGCAGUGCAAUGACUGGCGAGAACCUGGAGAAAGGUCUGGAUUGGGUGGUGCAGGACGCUCGGGAUCGGUUGUUUUUGUACUGA